AUGGCAGUCAGCGCCGCCUCUGGAGUGUCGCCCCCUGCCCCCCUUUUUUCGCCCCCUGCCCCCCUUUUUUCGCCCCCUGCCCCCCUUUUUUCGCCCCCUGCCCCCCUUUUUUCGCCCCCUGCCCCCCUUUUUUCGCCCCCUGCCCCCCUUUUUUCGCCCCCUGCCCCCCUUUUUUCGCCCCCUGCCCCCCUUUUUUCGCCCCCUGCCCCCCUUUUUUCGCCCCCUGCCCCCCUUUUUUCGCCCCCUGCCCCCCUUUUUUCGCCCCCUGCCCCCCUUUUUUCGCCCCCUGCCCCCCUUUUUUCGCCCCCUGCCCCCCUUUUUUCGCCCCCUGCCCCCCUUUUUUCGCCCCCUGCCCCCCUUUUUUCGCCCCCUGCCCCCCUUUUUUCGCCCCCUGCCCCCCUUUUUUCGCCCCCUGCCCCCCUUUUUUCGCCCCCUGCCCCCCUUUUUUCGCCCCCUGCCCCCCUUUUUUCGCCCCCUGCCCCCCUUUUUUCGCCCCCUGCCCCCCUUUUUUCGCCCCCUGCCCCCCUUUUUUCGCCCCCUGCCCCCCUUUUUUCGCCCCCUGCCCCCCUUUUUUCGCCCCCUGCCCCCCUUUUUUCGCCCCCUGCCCCCCUUUUUUCGCCCCCUGCCCCCCUUUUUUUGCCCCCUGCCCCCCUUUUUUUGCCCCCUGCCCCCCUUUUUUUGCCCCCUGCCCCCCUUUUUUUGCCCCCUGCCCCCCUUUUUUUGCCCCCUGCCCCCCUUUUUUUGCCCCCUGCCCCCCUUUUUUUGCCCCCUGCCCCCCUUUUUUUGCCCCCUGCCCCCCUUUUUUCGCCCCCUGCCCCCCUUUUUUCGCCCCCUGCCCCCCUUUUUUCGCCCCCUGCCCCCCUUUUUUCGUUCCCGUCCGUGACACGAAGCACCAGCCGGAGGCAGCAAUCGUAA
Molecule: messenger RNA, 915 nt
Organism: Schistocerca cancellata (South American locust)
Lineage: Eukaryota; Metazoa; Arthropoda; Insecta; Orthoptera; Acrididae
Exons: 3
Coding region: 1-915 (304 amino acids)
Source: RefSeq, a predicted model, not a curated record